GUCUACGCUUUUUUCCAUUCCUCUUCUACUCAUCAUCUGGGUCGUGGCGAAGUGGUACACAUGACUGGUCACUCUUUCGCAUUGUUGCCGUGACAGCUGAGUGCACGACACUGAUGGACUGCUGAGACCGGCAUGGCUUUCAGUACUGAAGACCACUGUCAAUAUGCAGUUUUAGCCUGCUGAGGAAAAUUUGCCACAAUAUUUGUGACUGCCCUGUGACGUCCCUCGUCACUCCCCGCGAUUCAAUCGCAGCCAAAGACCACGACCAGGACCACACAUCAAAUCAUGACUCUCUCCGUUGGAUCUACCGUGCCUACCUCCUCAAAGCUUGCUGAAGGAGCUCCAGACAAGACUGUCACUCUGCCUACAUCUGGCAAGUAUGUUCUUGUCGCCGUGCCUGCAGCCUUUUCGCCCUCUUGCUCGAACCAGGUCCCUGGUUAUCUUGAGAAGGCCGAGACGUUCAAGGAGAAGGGCUACGAGAUCUACGUGGUCUCGGUGAAUGACACCUUCGUGAUGGAAGCCUGGAAGGAGAAGCUUGGCGGAGGCAAAUCUGGCGUCCACUUUGUCGCUGACGCAACCGGUGACUUCACCAAGCAGACUGGUUUGCUCUUUGAUGCUUCUGGUUUGCUUGGCAACCACCGAUCUAACCGAUACGUGGCUGUUGUGGAAGAUGAUAAGGUCAAGCACUUUGCCGUUGAGGCUAGCCCUCCUGAUGUCAAGGAGACUUCCGUGGAGAAGACGCUUGCUGCCCUUUAAAUUGCCAAAUCAAGUAUCUCAUA
This is a messenger RNA of Protomyces lactucae-debilis, 779 nucleotides long. RefSeq names its product thioredoxin-like protein. The transcript has 2 exons. Gene Ontology annotation, biological process: hydrogen peroxide catabolic process; cellular response to oxidative stress; cell redox homeostasis. The coding region runs from base 286 to 756 and encodes 156 amino acids. The record is from RefSeq and is a predicted model, not a curated record. Gene Ontology annotation, cellular component: peroxisome; mitochondrion; cytoplasm. Lineage: Eukaryota; Fungi; Ascomycota; Taphrinomycetes; Taphrinales; Protomycetaceae. Gene Ontology annotation, molecular function: thioredoxin peroxidase activity.